Messenger RNA from Epinephelus lanceolatus (giant grouper), 6493 nucleotides. Its product is annotated as calmodulin-regulated spectrin-associated protein 3-like. The record is from RefSeq and is a predicted model, not a curated record. NCBI's taxonomy places the organism in Eukaryota, Metazoa, Chordata, Actinopteri, Perciformes, Serranidae. Gene Ontology annotation, molecular function: calmodulin binding; spectrin binding; microtubule minus-end binding. Gene Ontology annotation, cellular component: microtubule minus-end. Gene Ontology annotation, biological process: negative regulation of microtubule depolymerization; cytoplasmic microtubule organization; neuron projection development.
CACAUUUUCCCGGUGCGGUCCUCCUCCUGCUGCCUCCGUGUGCUCCGUGCGGCGCAGCGCGGCCAUGGUGGACUCUCCCAGCGCGAUGAAGAAGACCUUCUCGGUGCCGGAGAUCAAACCGCUGGACAAGUACGACUUCAGCCGGGCGAAGAUCUGCGCCAGCGUCCGGUGGCUGCUGUCGAAAUCGUACGGCUCUGCAGAAAAUGUCCCUGUGGAGUUGCGGGAGCCGCUGUACAAGGACCAGUAUGACCAAGAGCACCUCAAGCCAGCCGUCUCCAAGCUGCUACUCUCCCCGGAGAUCUACUGCAGAGCCCAGGCCCUGCUGGCACAGGCGCAGGGGGUCUCUCAGCCAGCGUCACAGGGGUCCCCGGCGGACAACUCGGCCCUGCUUCAGUUCCUCAUUAAGAAAGGUUUCGCUUCAAAGGUCCAGGAUGCAGACGUCACAGAGGAGGACCUCAGCUCCACCCCUAUCAAGACGAAAGCCCACCUCGCCCUGAUUGAUGCCCUGAUGACGCUGGUUGCUAAAGACACGGUGGGCAGGGUGAAGAUGGCGGUGGAGGCGGAGCAGAUGGGUGUCGGGGCUCCGUGGGAGAACGCUCUGCUCUUCUGGGUCAACAGGCUGAACCAGAAGUUGAGAGAAGUCACAGAAGACGAAGACCCCACCAAGUCACAGACAUGCACAGACCUGCAGUCUGCUCAGGAAAAUUGUCAAUCCAACCGUUGGUACUGGAAACUAGUCCCCCAUGCUAUCGCUUUUUGUUUGAAGGAGUCGGGGAAUAAGCCGCCAGUGAUUCGCUAUAGGAAGGACAAAGUGCAGUCCAAGCUGACGCCUACUUUCCCUCUGGUCUCUGCGGUCAAAGAUCUGUCUAAUGGCUGCGCUAUAGCUGCUGUGUUGCACUACUACUGCCCCAGCUUGCUGCCCCUAGAGGAUGUGUGUCUGAAGGACACCAUGUCAGUGGCCGACAGUCUGUACAACCUGCAGCUGAUCAAAGAGUUUUGUGAGAGCAGUUUACAGAGCUGCUGUCCCCUCGCUGUGGAGGACCUGCUCUACGCUCCACCCGCCCUGCAUCUGAACAUUAUGAGCUUCAUAGCUGAGCUGCUGGAGUGGUUUGAGGUUAAGAAGCCUGAUUUUGUCAAACCCAUAGAACCCAUCGACCUCACAGAUGUAUCAGGAUUGCUAGACUGUACAAGUCCUGUCAGUGGGAACAGCAACAGUGGUUCUCCUUCCUUCAUCUUCAAACAGCCCUUUGUGCCCAUCAGCUCCCCUGUAUCACCAGAGCACAAAAGUUGGACAAAGAAGCAAAUCAGUCGUCCCCUGUCCGCAGUGACUUUCAGCAUCCCAUUUGGGCUGGACAGUGAUGUUGACAUUGUCAUGGGAAACCCAAUAGAUUCUGUCUUUCGCUCCGUCAGCAAUGACAGCCUCACCACCGGCAUCCCCGCAAUGACUUCACCGGUGACAUCAGCAGGGAUGAAUUGUGUCCCGUACAGCCCUCCAGAGGAACUCAGCCACCUGGUCAGCGCUUCUGCUCCAUCGCAGCGCUCUUCGUGGGGGCCUUACGCACACACAACUCCACUGGGAGAGCUGCCGACCAUCGAGGAGGCGCUACAGGUGGUUCAUACCCCAGGCAGCAAAGAUCGGAGGAAGGGAAGGACAGCAGAGAAAAGUGGAAGAGGAAUGCUGGGAGGAAGGCAAGAGCCCAGGUUACGUCCAGAAGGAGCCCCUGCUGGUUUCUUCCUACACUCCCCUGAAGAGGAUAAUUCACAGCUCAGUAGCUCUGCUCCCUGUCGUUCUGGAGUCCUCCACCGGCCUGUUGGUGGAGAAGGGGGUGACAAUGAAAGGCAAGGAAGGGGAGAGAGGAGGGAGAGAUCAGGACGCACCUCUGAUAUGUCACGUGAUGAUGAUUCUGUUCUACGAGAUGGCAGCGUUGACUCCUCUGAAGCAUCUGAUGAUACCCCUAGAAACGCCCCUGGUAAUAUUCGACCGGGUAAUGGUCGCCAGGGAAACAACAGCACCAGCAACAGUCCACGCAUGACAAGCUUUGCUGAGCGACGAGACAACAGAAAAAGACACCCCGCUGCUCCUGGGGAGGAGUCAGCUUCUGCUCCAACCCCAACAACCCCAGGAACUCCACAUACACCCUCCACCCCAGCAGGGGCACCUGGCCGCCAGGACAGCCCAAGUCCCAGAGGCCCUGAACUGAGCUCUGACGCCUGGGAGUUGGGAGCUCGUCUGGAGGAAAAACGCAAAAGCAUCGAAGCCCAAAAAAGACGUAUUGAAGCCAUCUUUGCCAAGCACAGGCAGAGGCUUGGAAAAACUGCUUUCCUUCAACUGAAAAGAGAGCAAGGAGAGGGAGGAGGGGAGGGCGUGGAGGAGGACAGUCUCACCCUGGAGGAGCGCCUCACUUGCAUGGAGGAACAACUGAAACAGGAGGAGGAGAGGGAAGAGAAAGAAAAGGAUGGAGAGAAGGAGAAAGAGAAGCCAUCUGUCUCCAAUCCUCCUCGGCUGGAGAAGCAGGUCACAUUUUCUAUUGACAGUAAAAAAGGGGAGGAGAAAGAAAAAGGAGGUGAAGCUGUUUUAGUGGAAUGCAAUGAAGUGGUGCAGAAACUGAGUGAAGCUCUACAGUCACUACAAAGGGACAUGCAGAAACUUACAGAACAACAACAGCAGCUCAUGGGCAACCAAAGACCUAGAAAUACACCCAAAGCUGCUCCAAAAUCAACAAUUAGAGGUACCACCAAAACACCACCCAAAACUCCUCCUCACACCCCAACAAAGACACCACCAAGAACCCCAACGAAGACUUCUACGAGGAGUGCCAGUAAAGCUUGGGUGAUUCCUGGUCCCAGUACCCCCGCUGCCUCCUCCCCAUCACGGCGUUCCCACCCUGUUUCCUCUUCUACCUCCCCAAAGACUAUCAUCUCCUCCUCCUGCCCAGCUCCUCGCACUAAGAUCCACUCCUCCUCCACUCCCCGCAGCCCCAAGCACCACCCACGGGCCCAUCAUCAGCCUCACCCAAGGCCUUCCGAACUCAAAUUCCCCCCACUCAACCGUGUCUUGGCCCCAACCCAAAACGUGGACACCCUCCCCCACCUGCGGCGUGUGUCCCCCAGCAAGUGUCAGGUUCAGACCUCUUCUUCCUUCCGUAUUGGUGGGCCUCGGACUCCUCAAGAGCCUCCUCAGCCUACCCAGCAACCACAGCCUGAGGAGAACACCUCGGACACAGGCUCCAGCGAGACACCAACUCAGUUCAGUCUGGAGCUUGAGCAGGAGGAUGUGGAGGCUGUGGGAGGGCUGCCGCUCUUACCACAGCCCGGCCAAGACCGUCUGAGGGCUGGUGGUGGAAGCAGCUCUGGCGCUCCCUCUGAGUGCUCAUUUGAGAGCGAGACUUUGUCCCUUUCUGCUGCAUUCAGCGCAAUAGGUGAAGGCGAGCGAGGUGGAGGUGCAGACAAGCGCAACAGCCUGAUUGAGGUCUCGCUGUCAUCUAUUGGAGGGCCAGAGGGGGGCAGUGAUGAACCAACUGAUGAAGGGCAGGAGUUUUCCUCUGAUUCUAUGAGUGACCACACAGAAUCUGCAGCGGAACCUGCUAGACAACUUGGUGCAGAGCCCCUAGACCCCAUAGAGCAGCUGGAUCUGGCCACAGGAGACGGCAGUUUGUCAGAACAGACAAAACAGACUGAAACUUUGGAACCAUGUGGAGAGCAGAAAGAGCCUGGGACAAGAGGAGGAGUUGGAUUUUUCUUUCAGGAGGAGGUACGUAGUGAGGAGGAGAUGGCCCAGCGUAGAGCUUUGCUGUUGGAAAAACAGCAGAAGAGAACUGAGGAACUGAAGAAAAGGAGACAGUGGAAUGAGCAAGAAAGAGAAAACAGAUCAGGGCCGUCAGACAAAAGAGUGGCAUCUCCCUCCAAAACACCUCCCGCAGGCAUGACCUCACCUUCCCUCACACCUCCCGCUACACCAGCACGCCGGGGAGAUUUCACGCGAGGGGAGUACACACGGCGCAAUCAACUCAGGAUCAUGGAGGACUUGGACAAAGUGCUUCGGCAGAAAACAGCUACUCAAGGAAAAUCUUCCGCUAAGAAAACCCGCUCUCGUCCACGCAGCAUGACCAGAGAGGAAACGCAACUGUCUCUGAGUCCAGCCAAAGGAACAAUAGGCUCUAAGUUGACCAAAGUCUACUCCAACUCCUCCCUUAACCUGACAGCCACGGAUCAGCCAGGAAAAGGAUGUGGUGACUCCACUAAGAAACCCCACAGCCGCCCUGACUCACCUGCAGGAUGUGUGACACCAAGCAAACUGGCAAAUCAGAACGGAGAUAAAGACUGGGAGACUGGUUCCAAUGGAACCUCUCCUGCCCCAGAAUACACAGGGCCAAAGCUCUUCAAAGAACCAAGCUUCAAGUCCAACAAGUUCAUCAUUCACAACGCUCUCUCUCGCUGCUGCCUCGCUGGAAAGGUCAAUGAGUCUCAGAAAAACAAGAUAGUUGAGGAGAUGGAGAAGAGUCCCGCCAACCACUUCCUCAUCCUCUUCCGUGAUUCCAGCUGCCAGUUCAGGGGCGUCUACACCAUGAACCCCGACUCCCAGGAGCUCGUUCGAUUGGCUGGCGUGGGCCCGCGGACAAUUGGCUCCACCCAGGUGGAGUCCAUCUAUAAAUACAGUUCAGACAGGAAGCAAUUUAGUGCCAUCCCUUCUAAAACCAUGGGCAUGAGUGUGGACGCCUUCACCAUCCCCGGCCAUCUUUGGCACGGAGGAGGCGCGGCAGGAGGAGGAGGAAGCAGGAGAGCAAGCAUUACUAAGAAGGCUGUCAGUUCCAAGUGAGGAACACAACCCAUCACAGUGACAGAUCAUUAAAGUAAACACUGUAAUCACACUGUUAUUAUAGUGAAAGCUGUAGUCAGAUAUGAAACAGUUAUUUAUAUGCAUACAGAUGAGUUUUUAGCCAUGUGUGUGCAUACAUACACCUUACCUCUCUUGCCCAUGGAUUUACUAGAAAUACAAAAUGUUAAAAAAACUUUUGUACUUCCCCUUAAUGUGCAUGGAAAUGUUAGCGCCAUUUUCUUUUCCUCGACAGAGAAGAGACACUCGUAUCCAGAGUGUACAGAGAAAGGUUUUGUAAAAUGUUCAGUUAAUUGCACAAGGAAGAGGUACUUUUAAAAAGUCUCGUUACUUAUACUUUCAUUGUUUGAAGUACAAACUCAAAGAUGACUUUUUUCUUUUAGAAGAAUUAUUAAAUUGUUUAUUGAAAAACACUGACUUUAAUAAGACACACAAUUACGGUCUCUUCCCUCCCUGAAGUCCUCAAGUAGAACACCAGUUUUAUACAUGAAGCCAAACAACAGAGAAAAUGCCUUCUAGUGUCAGAGUGACUGGCGGGACUUUUAUUUUGUACGACUUUAAAGUUAAAUUCUACCAACAAUUGUCGGUAGGAGGAGAAAAGCACAUUGGGUUUGCAAAAUGAAAGAUAGCCAUAACUGUAUGAUGCAGAGAGCAGAGCUGAACUCAAAGAUAUGUAAACGUGUCAGUGGUUUUCACGGAUGAUUACGACAGCAUCGAUGGUUGUUUACUGUGUGUGGUAUAAGCUUAUUUCAAAAUAAUAUCACAACUGUGGUGAUGGAACUAUGUUAAUAAUGGGUAUAUGUAUGAGCAUCGGAUGCCAAUUAAACAACACUGAGUUAAUAGCAUACUGAGGAUGAUAUGUGUCAUGCCAAGCUUACAUGUAGAAGUACCUGCAUUGUUGCACUCUUGGUCAGGGAUGGGUUUCGAUAGCCGGUCCUAUUUUUGGAUCCGGUUCCAAGUUGGUGAAAUGCCUGCAUUUGUUAAGCUUUGUGCCCACCGAAUCCUUUAUCAAAUAUUUCAUCCAUGAUUUCUCUCAGAUAGCCUCUUUUGCCUCUUUUUGGCAACGCAGGCAUCUGCAAAGAAAGAAAGACAAAUAUAAAAGAAGACCGACUGACUGUACAUGGUGAUCUGCCUUAACUAAAACGUUGUGUGAUUAAUGCGGUAAUGACAAGUUGCUUCAAUAUUUAUCUGCCGUCUAUUGUGUUUAAGUAAGAACUUGUGGUGUUUUUGGUAUCUUGGGAAGGAUGCCUGCACUGCCCAUCAGCCUACUGGUGUUACACUUCUGUGGCUUGUCAGAUUCUGUGACUUGUGGCAAAGCAACAACAAAUAUGUAUUGGGUAACAUUAAGUGCAUUGUGCAUGUAGAGAAAUUGGAGUUAUAGAUGAUAUUUGCUGAACGAUAAAGUAGAACCAACCUUAUUUCCACUGUGUUGUUUAUACUUUAGCUUCUGUGACUUCUCUAGCUGCAGCACAGCCCCCACCUCCCUCCCUACAUAUCAAGAUUCAAUCACUGGAUUUGGAACUGGUUUCAGUUUAAUUAAAAUGCUAUCGAACCCCAUCCCUACACUUUGAAGAGUGCAGACAAUUAAAUUGGUGUAUUUCAAACCAGCAUUCAUGUAUGAAAUAACAAACUGGAUUAAACUCCACUGAUGAAACAGUU